Messenger RNA from Penicillium pulvis, 1911 nucleotides. RefSeq lists its product as uncharacterized. NCBI's taxonomy places the organism in Eukaryota, Fungi, Ascomycota, Eurotiomycetes, Eurotiales, Aspergillaceae. The transcript has a single exon. Bases 1 to 1911 code for a protein of 636 amino acids. The record is from RefSeq and is a predicted model, not a curated record.
AUGGAUUUGUUCGACACAAAUAAUGAGAAAGUCGAGUCUACAGAGGCGGAGGCCACCAGGAUUCCAACCUUUUCUACUCAGAGCCCCAGUGCUCAAGUUGUCAAUGGACAGCAUGUCAACACCUCAGCCUCAAUUCUUCAUGUUGACAGUUCCCAGACUCGUGCCACUCAGAACACAUCAAAUGUAGCCUCUGGUGUUCCUCCGACUGUGCAUUUCAAUGCUGCUUCUUCCAAUUUCCUUGUUCAAACUGCCAGGACUUCUUGUGCUGGAAUUUCUCAAGCUAUAACCCCCCAAGCUAACACCACCACACUCGUUUCUGCGCAGGUUGAUCCCUCAUGUACCUCCAGCACCCCAAGUGCUCUGCCACUUGAUAACUUCACGAAGGUAGUUGGUGUUCAGAGCGCCAAUGAUCAUUAUAUCACGCCACCAGUCCCUAGGAUUGAUCCCAGUGGAUCCCCUAUGGAUGGAAUCUCCUAUGAUGAUCACACUGCCAAUAUCCAGAGCCACACCUCUCAGACUGCUCCUUCAACCAACCCAGGCAAUGUUAGCCCUGGCCUUGGUCAGACUUCCCACACAGUGGCCACUUCUCCAUCAAACGUUAGCGCCGUUGGGUAUCCCACAACUCUCUCAAACAGUGGAAACGCAAAUGCAAAUGCAAAUGCAAAUGCAAAUGCAAAUGCAAAUGCAAAUGCGAAUGCGAAUGCGAAUAUGCAGAACCUGCCCCCAGUCCAGAUAAAUACUGUCGCAGGCUCGCCCAUCCCUGGCGCGCCUACCAAUUUAAGGGCCAACAAUCAGCGUGGUACUAGUCUUGCUGCCGCCAAUCAUCGCACGAGUACUCUGACUGCCGCCUACCGGACAUAUCACCAGGCAUACUUGGCGAGCAAUCAGUCGCGUGCUGCCGUCCAGGUGAAUGCAAGCCAUGGAGCCCAAGCCAACACCAGUCUCAAUACCAAUGUUCAACCUGUCCAGGGCCUGGGCCAUGCUGUUAAUCCUGGCCAAGCAACUAAUGCCCGACGCCAGGCUGAUGCCCUGCGAGCCUUGGUUGCCCAAGUCAAUCAAGUUCGUACUACGAGCCCUCGCGUUCAAGAUCCGCUUAAUCAUGCCCAGGGUCCUUUUCUCGACCGCAAUGACCCGGUGAGUGUUGAGAUCAGCCAACGCGUGACCAACUUACGAGCUAUGACUGAGCACCAUCAUCAAGCCCAUGCUGCCGUUGUAGAUACUCAGAGUAGUCUAAGUCGCCAAACUUUUCAAUCCACUCCUUCUAUUCAGACUCAGUCCACACAUCAACGUAUUGACCCUCAAGCUGCAAAUCAAGGCCCUGCAAGCUCGGAUGGAACACUUCAGACAGGCCACAAUGCCUUUGAUGCCAUGUUUCAAGUCAUUGGAGAUCAAGAUAUUCACCUCGCAUCAGCUGGACUCGAUAACCGUGGAAGUCUCAUUCCACCGAGACCGAUCCAGUUCUACUCUGAAAACGAUAGUCUUCAGGCAUACCUGAUCCGACAGCAGCUCAUUGCUGGUAUACCUCCUGACGAAGUUGUUCCCAUGAGCAGCUUUUCCACCCAGCAACGACUGUUGCAUGGUGGUCCCAUGAGGGCCUGUGAUCCUGCCUUGAUCAGAGUUCAGCGAAGUACUGGUGCAGUUACUAUCCCCCGCAUACCACGCGCACGUUUCAAUGGUCGCAUUGAUCCCCUACCUUUCGACAUGCAAAGCUUGGACCCAGCUCUUUCUCGAAACGCACAGACUACCCCAUCUAAUGGGUCUGUUCUCCAGCCUGACGAAAACAGCGAUACCAACCAAGGUACUCUUGAAUCCGCCGUGGAGUUUCUUCACCACGUCUUCCCAGAUGAUACCCAGCAUACAACCGAAAAUGACGUUGUCAUGGAUAACUUUGACGGCAAUGCCGCUGAAUAG